AUGGGUGUGAAGCUCAACUCCGGACCAACGAUCGAGAUCAACGGCCUCAAAUUCACCUACCCAGGAAUCAACGGCCAUCCUCCACCGGGCUCCAAGCCUCUGAUCGAGGACUUCAACCUCACCCUCAACGCUGGCGAUCGGUGCCUCCUCGUCGGAUCCAACGGCGCCGGCAAAACCACGAUCUUGAAGAUCUUGGGAGGCAAGCACAUGGUCGAGCCCCACAUGGUUCGCGUGCUCGGAAGGUCGGCGUUUCACGACACCGCCUUGACCGGCUCCGGCGACCUCUCCUAUCUCGGCGGAGAGUGGAGGCGAGAUGUGGCUUUUGCCGGGUUUGAUGUCCCGAUACAGAUGGACGUUUCGGCCGAUAAGUUGAUCAAUGGGGUAUCGGGGGUCGACCCACAAAGGAGAGCAGAGCUAAUAAAGGUCCUGGAUAUUGAUCUUUCAUGGAGGCUGCACAAGGUCUCCGAUGGUCAGAGAAGACGAGUACAGAUCUGCAUGGGCCUGCUCAAGCCAUACAAGGUUCUUCUGCUUGAUGAGAUAACUGUGGACCUUGAUGUGCUAGCAAGAGCUGACCUUCUCAAGUUUUUGAGAAAGGAAUGUGAAGAGAGAGGCGCCACAAUCAUUUAUGCUACACAUAUAUUUGAUGGGUUGGAGGAUUGGCCUUCACAUAUUGCUUAUGUAGCUAAUGGAAAGUUGCAGCUAGCUCUGCCUAUGGAUAGAGUUAAGGAGAUGUACAAGUUGUCACUCAUGAGAACAGUUGAGAGUUGGCUGAGGAAGGAACGUGAUGAAGAGAGGAAGAGAAGAAAUGAGAGAAAGGCAAAGGGCCUUCCUGAGUUUGAGCAACCAAAUGAGGGAAGCGGCGGUGAUGUUCGUGCAGUGAAUAAUGGCUGGGCAGCCGGACGCUUGAAUUCCACCAUUGCUGGAGAAGAGAACUUUGUCUUCAGCUCAAAUAGAGUUCUAAGGCAAUAG
Molecule: messenger RNA, 969 nt
Organism: Prunus armeniaca (apricot)
Lineage: Eukaryota; Viridiplantae; Streptophyta; Magnoliopsida; Rosales; Rosaceae
Source: the annotation of a GenBank genome assembly